Mizuhopecten yessoensis (Yesso scallop) is the source of this 1872-nucleotide messenger RNA. Its product is annotated as ribonuclease Oy-like. Gene Ontology annotation, molecular function: RNA binding; ribonuclease T2 activity. The coding region runs from base 136 to 900 and encodes 254 amino acids. The record is from RefSeq and is a predicted model, not a curated record. NCBI's taxonomy places the organism in Eukaryota, Metazoa, Mollusca, Bivalvia, Pectinida, Pectinidae. Gene Ontology annotation, cellular component: extracellular region. Gene Ontology annotation, biological process: RNA catabolic process. The transcript has 9 exons.
UACACUCGUGCUUGCUUGUGAUCCAUCUGGAUAUAAAAUAACGUUGAAUUAAGAAGUCUUUAACAAAGUUUUGUAGUGUUUAACCUGAAGUGAUUUUAUUUUCCAGAUUUUCACAACAAAGUUGGCAGUACAAACAUGGUGUCACGUUGCGUUAUUUUGGUAUUAGUAGUUACUUUGAUUGAUUGUAUUAGUCCUAUUACCUGCAAAAAUGACACCUGGGACCGGUUCAUCUUCACCCAAGAAUGGCCGAUAGCAGUGUGUGAGAAAGCUAAUGAAACAGGACACAAGUGCCUUAUUCCCUCUCAGGUUAAUAGCUGGGGUAUACAUGGACUAUGGCCCACAAAUGGACAUACGAGGGGACCAACAGAAUGUCACAUAUCCAAGGAUUUCAACUUCACCAUGAUCAAGCCAUUGGUGGAAGAACUACAAAUUUUCUGGCCGAACAUUUAUGCUGAUACCAAUAUGUCCAGUUUCUGGAAACACGAGUGGGAGAAACAUGGACGUUGUGCUACCACCCUCCCUGCCACUGCCAAUGAGUACCUGUAUUUCAAACAAAGCCUGCAACUCAUGAAAAAGUUUAGCGCAUCCACGUUAUUAAAGAAUAAGGGCAUCUUACCAAGUAAGACAGCACACUACAGACUGGACCAGAUACAGUUUGCCCUGAUGCAACAACUAGGUAACAAGACUGUCAUCGUUGAGUGCACCAAGGAUUCUGCGACUGGUCUGUACAUGAUAUUUGAGGUGGAGAUCUGUCUGGAUAAGAAGUUUAAUCCAAUAAACUGUUACGCAAUUCAGGAUCGCCAGGACAACUCGGACAGUGGUCACUUUCUCAGGAAACACAAGAGCAGGUGCCCCCGUGGUCAGAAAGCCUUUGAGUACCCACCAAUACCCAAACAUUGAGUAGUCAGAAAUUAAGAUCAGGGCUAAAAUGCAAAUACAACACUACAACACUGCCUUGUUUAAGUUUACAUUGCAAACUUUUUGGGGGAAUAUGAAUUAUAAUAUAUCCUUACCUCAACUUUUUUUCCCAUGGCAUUCAAAAAGUUCAAUACUUUGUAUGUUGCCUGACAUUUCAUGUAAAAUGAGUGCACUUCCUUAAAAUAUUUGUCAAGAAACAAUCUUUUUGCGAUAGCCUGUUAUAAUUAAAUAUGUGUAUGGAUUCAGUAUUGCACGCUUUCCUAAGAACAUGUAAGGACUUAAUGAAAUAAACCUUAAAAAAUCCAUAAAAUUUUAUCUAUAUUUGGUAUAUAUACAUGUAAAGUGUUGUAGUUUUUAAAACAUUUAUUAACAAAACUGUUGAAAAACAUGUACAUGUAUUGUAACAAAACUUGCCAUCAUUGUGAUCCAUAUGUUUUAUUUUCUCAAUAAAUUAAUUGCUCAAGAUUUAUUCGUAAAACAUAUGUGACGGAACCAUAUUUGAAUUUGGAAAUAAAGAUUAGAUAAUGAUUAUUGAAUAUCCAUCCUGUAAUAAAAAAAAAACUAUAAAAAUCUUUGCAAUACGAAUUGUUAAGCAGGUAUUUGGUAAUUUGGUAAUUUUUCAUUAAGAUUUUUUUUAUAAUUUAAAGCUGCUUUGUGUACUUUUUAGUUAAAGAUUUGGUAUAUUUCCCUAUUUAGGAAAAUUUAUUCAGGUUUGUUAAAUUACUAUUUUUCGGUUCAUUUUUUUUCAAAAUUUAUCAAUGUUUUUUUGAAAUCAAGUUAUAUAGAAUCUGAGAUUUUCAUGACUGAUAUAUUUAAUGCUUGAAUGUGAGUUUACUGUAAAUGAUCAAUGCAACAUUCAAUUUUACUCUCAUGGUAGCAGCGUACAGUGGCCAUGGGUGAUAUUUUUGUACAAUGAAUAACCCCUGUAAUAUUACAUGUAUCAAAACUUUAAAA